GAGCUGUGAGUUGAGUAAUGUAGCUGCUAGCUCUGACCUGAGGUUGAGGUAAACAAGCGUCUCAUAACACGCAGGUUUUUAUUGUAUUUUAUCUUAAUGAACGACAGAUGGAUGUGGCUCUGCAGAUGUUCAGUUAAUGUUUACUUUGAGUGAUAUCGUACACUAUGUCAGCUUUGCUGUUGCACCAAAAUGCUGGCGUUUGUAGAAAGUAUAGUAGAAGUGUGCUGUGGACGCUGUCGAGGCGGAGCUGUUAUGCUCUGGCAAACAGACUGGUGUCCAGCGGGAGUGGCAGAAACCUGCUGUCCAGGUGGGAUUAUGUCAGGAAAACUAUUGUUUCCAGAUCUGAACGGACUCUGACGGGGCAGUCUCAGGAGAAACUCAUUCAGAGUCUUCUCCACAGACCUCUGGGCCCUGGCAUGCUGGGACUUGGCAAAGAUUUAAUUAGGAACAACCUGUUUACGAACCCCAUUGGUUUGGUAAAUCUGUUAGGAGGUAUGAACUUUUUCAGUACAUCUCAGUCAAAAAAACAAGAUAAAAGUAAUGAACCAAAGGGAAGAACUCCACAGGAAGAUGAAGAGGAGAAGAAACGCCGUGAGCAGGAAAAUCAGAUGUACCGGGAGCGCCUGCGGACCCUGCUCUUCAUAGCAAUCAUCAUGAGUCUGCUGAACUCCAUUAAUACCAGCGGUGGAAACAUCUCUUGGAACGACUUUGUCAACGAGAUGUUGGCCAAAGGAGAAGUAUCACGCGUGCAGGUCGUUCCUGAGAGUGACAUUGUAGAAAUCUAUCUUCAUCCCGGAGCUGUUAUCUUUGGAAGGCCUAGGCUGGCGCUCAUGUACAGAAUGCAGGUUGCCAACAUUGACAAAUUUGAGGAGAAGCUGAGACAAGCUGAGGAAGAGCUGAAAAUUGACACCAAAGACAGAAUACAGGUGUCAUACAAACGAACUGGAUUUUUUGGAAAUGCGGUCUAUGCUCUGGGGAUGGCUGCUAUUGGUGUGGCUUUUCUCUGGUACAUCUUUCGACUGGCAGGCAUGGGUGGCAGAGAGGGGGGCUUCAGUGCUUUUAAUCAGCUGAAGAUGGCGAAGUUCACCAUCGUGGAUGGCAAAUCUGGCAAAGGUGUGCGUUUCAGGGAUGUAGCAGGAAUGCAUGAAGCUAAGUUGGAAGUUAAGGAAUUUGUUGACUACCUCAAGAGUCCUGAAAGAUACCUCCAGCUGGGAGCCAAGGUCCCCAAGGGUGCUUUGCUGCUUGGACCCCCAGGGUGUGGAAAGACUCUUCUAGCUAAGGCUGUAGCUACAGAGGCCCAAGUGCCCUUUCUGGCUAUGGCUGGCUCUGAGUUUGUGGAGGUCAUUGGAGGCCUUGGUGCCGCAAGGGUCAGGAGUCUGUUCAAGGAGGCUCGUGCGCGAGCACCUUGUAUUGUCUACAUUGAUGAGAUUGAUGCUGUAGGAAAGAAGCGCUCAACAAAUCAGUCUGGUUUCUCAAAUACUGAAGAGGAGCAGACUCUCAACCAGCUCCUGGUAGAGAUGGAUGGAAUGGGAACAACAGACCAUGUCAUUGUCCUUGCCUCCACGAACAGAGCAGAUAUUUUGGACAAUGCUCUCAUGAGACCAGGCAGGCUGGACAGACACAUCUUCAUAGAUUUACCCACUCUGCAGGAAAGGAAGGAGAUCUUUGAGCAGCAUCUGAAGAUCCUGAAGCUGACCCAGCCAGCUGACUUCUACUCUCUGCGGCUGGCUGAGCUUACCCCCGGCUUUAGUGGUGCAGAUAUUGCUAACAUUUGUAAUGAAGCUGCUCUUCAUGCUGCACGAGUGGGUUUCAAGUCCAUAGACACGUUCAGCUUUGAGUAUGCGGUGGAGAGAGUCAUAGCAGGGAGUGUGAAGAAGAACAAGAUCCUGUCUAAAGAAGAACAGAGGAUUGUUGCUUUCCAUGAGUCUGGACAUGCCUUAGUGGGAUGGCUACUUGAGCACACGGAGGCUGUAUUGAAGGUGUCUAUCGCCCCACGUACAAACGCUGCCCUGGGAUUUGCUCAGAUCUUACCCCGAGAUCAAUACCUAUUCACCAAGGAGCAGCUAUUUGAGCGCAUGUGCAUGGCUCUGGGGGGACGAGUUGCUGAGGCAAUUACCUUUAACAAGGUUACCACAGGAGCCCAAGACGACCUGCGUAAGGUGACGCGGGUGGCCUACUCCAUGGUGAAGCAGUAUGGCAUGAGCGACAGCGUCGGACAGGUCUCGUUCCCAGACACAGAGCAGCAGGGCGCCGUCGGACGGCGUCCUUUUAGUCGGGGUCUGCAGGAGCAGAUGGAUCAUGAAGCUAAGAUGUUGAUAGCCCGUGCAUACAGACACACAGAGAAGCUGCUGCUGGACAACAGAGACAAGCUGCUGCUGUUGGCCAAUUCCCUUUUAGAGCGUGAAGUGGUGAACUAUGAUGACAUUGAAGCUUUGUUGGGUCCACCACCCCAUGGCCCCAAAAAGAUGAUCCUCCCACAGAGCUGGGUGGAGGCUGAGAGAGACAAACAGGACACAGGAGAAGAGGAGCCUCCGCCUCCUUCUCCCAGGGACAGAGAUGAGGACUUGAAUCCUCAGAUGACCUGAUUUUAAGAUGAAUGUCCCUAAACUAUUUUCCAACCACUGCGUUUUGUUCAUAAGGGGAGGGGUUACGGAAAUGUAAUAAAACCUGUGAUCGGCUGCACCUUGAAGCUCUAUGUUCCUGAAACUGGAAUCAAAGUUUCUGAAAUGGAUCCAUUCAGACCCCCGUGCAAAUGAUCACAUGCAUCAGCAUUUUUUUCCCGGUUAGUUAACACAUUCGGAUCAUCUGAAUGCAACUUUGAUCACCACAGUAGGAAUGUUUUUCCCACGUUCUUAUGAGAGCAGGUUUAUUUCACUCAAAUGUCUGUAGGAUAUCAAAUGCAGAUAGACUAGAAGUGCCCUGCUAUCAGCAUUUGUUGUGUGCAUUUAACAGAUAUAUAUGAUGUGUGUGUUUUAUUUACAUGCAGAUGUACUGUAGCACAGAGUUUGGAUUCAGUUAUUUGUUGGGGGGCUGAAAGUUGUACAGCUCACAUUUAUACAAAUGUGUGCAAGUGAGUACAGUAAAGCUGUUGCUGAAACAGAGACAGUAAGAAAGAAAUGACAAAUUCUUCAUCCCAGAGGAAACCAAAAUAAAAUACAAAAAACUCUUAGGGAUAAAAUAUUUAAGUGUAUUGGUGUAUUUCUGUCUAUUUUGUGAUCAAACAAUGUUUUUGCCCUUCCACCACCCUUCUCAAAGCAACUUGAGAGCAAAAAUAAAUUAUACUCAUAUUAUUUGCAGGUAUAUUGUGAUGAUAUGAAUCCCAAAAGUUUUCUGUUGAGCUGAAUCUCAGGAUCAUUUGAUAAAAGCCGUUGGAUGUGUGUUUAUAGGCAAUUAUUUAACGUGAUUCCCUCUUGGUGACCGUCUGGACGUUUCAGGUCGAUACAUGCCUUACAUUUAUAAGCUAAUGUUAUGGCCCUGUGAUUCUGCUCAUAAGCAAGAACUGUGCAAUUAUGCAUUAUUGUAGGGCAGGAUGUAGUGAUUGCUCUUUGAAAAAAAUAAUUAUUCAAACCUAUUCUGUUUUAUUUGAUAAAGACACAUUUAGAGAAAAUAAGUCAAAGUAGUUGAGGUUGCUUUAUCCUUUAAAGGCUUUUUGUGUAGGACUGAAUUCAUCCAAAAUAAUGGUGUCAACCAAUACUUCAUUAAAGUUGAAUUUGAAUUAUGA
Molecule: messenger RNA, 3721 nt
Organism: Cololabis saira (Pacific saury)
Lineage: Eukaryota; Metazoa; Chordata; Actinopteri; Beloniformes; Belonidae
Gene: spg7
Product: SPG7 matrix AAA peptidase subunit, paraplegin
Exons: 17
Coding region: 165-2585 (806 amino acids)
Biological process (GO): mitochondrial protein processing; protein-containing complex assembly
Cellular component (GO): m-AAA complex; membrane
Molecular function (GO): ATP binding; metalloendopeptidase activity; ATP hydrolysis activity
Source: RefSeq, a predicted model, not a curated record